Messenger RNA from Oikopleura dioica, 885 nucleotides. NCBI's taxonomy places the organism in Eukaryota, Metazoa, Chordata, Appendicularia, Copelata, Oikopleuridae. The record is from the annotation of a GenBank genome assembly.
AUGCUCAACAGAUCGAUAGUUGCUCCACCAUUUUUCAAGCACGAUCGGACUGACAAAUCUGUCUCUUCAAGUUCCAAUUUGAUCGAUCCAUGGGAUCGACUUGACCUUUCGCAAAUUUCUUCCAUUGUCCCUUUGGUUGACCCGAGGAAACUGAAGAAUUUCUGCGGGGAAAGCUUUGAUGUCAUUUUGCAAACCAAAAGGAGAAAUAAUCCUAUGAGCAGAAUCGAAGAUGUUUACAAUUACUCUUCAAUGAAUUUUCACUCCUUCAAACAAACGAAACGUCAACCAUCAUUAAACUCAACAACUCUUCCAGCUUCUGGUGCGAUAAAGCUGGGGACAAAUGUAACUCGCGUCCGAGAGCUCUGGACUUCUGAUGAAAAAUGCGCGUUUAUGCUCUUCCCAUAUCACGUGAUCAAUUUUAAAGGGAUCGUGAACAACAGCAAAAAGUAUGCAUUCGUCGAUCUCCAGCGAGAAAUCGUCCGCGCAACCCGCCGACCGAAGUACAUUCAAGAAGUCGUGGAGAAAUUCUUCGACAGUGAAAUCAAGGAGGAAUACGGAGCGCUGCACUGGCGGUAUGAUCCGAAAGAUUGGUUUCUUCAUUGCGACAGAGAGAAGAAUGAAGGGCCGAUUUGCUCUGGAAAGCACAUAAAAGUCUUCACAGGAAAAGACCUAGAAAAAUUCAUCAAGCAGAACUACUCCUCUUGUCCGAAAAUCAUGAAAAACUUCCACGAUGCUUUCUCACUUCUUGAGCAAGAAAUGUGCUUCAAAAGCCGAAGAUUCUAUCCGUCAACUGGAAGCAGCUGGAGUCUUAAUGUCGUGAUGGAAAGAAUAGUUUUCGAUAAAAGGGAAAACGAAGAUAAUUAUAAUCUAAUGAAAAAUAUAUAA